Molecule: messenger RNA, 1711 nt
Organism: Andrographis paniculata
Lineage: Eukaryota; Viridiplantae; Streptophyta; Magnoliopsida; Lamiales; Acanthaceae
Exons: 15
Coding region: 116-1429 (437 amino acids)
Source: RefSeq, a predicted model, not a curated record
ACAUUGAACGCAUUGAAAGUCUUGCGUUUAGAGAGAGAGGAAAGGCAGGCAGGUUCCCCGUUCUAGCCUGGUUGUUGAAAAAGUCGAUUGUUCCAGUCAUCGCGAGAAGACAAAAAUGGUUUCGACGGAGGGAUUGGUGCCGAUAACGAGGGCGUUUCUGGCUUCUUACUACGACAAGUAUGCUUUUCCACCCCUCUCAAACGAAGUUUCUCGUCUCUCCGAUCAGAUGUAUGCCAUGGCUGUCGAACUUCUUUCGGGCUCUCCUACUACCCCAGAGGAAAGCUUAUUGGUACAAGAAGCUGAGCGUCAACCCCCCCACAAGGUCGAUGAAAACAUGUGGAAGAAUCGAGAACGGCUUGAAGAGAUCCUUUUCUUGUUGGAAUUCUCUCACUGGCCCACAGCGCUUCAACAAAAGCCAAUUGUCGAAGAUGCUGAAUUGGGUUCUGCUCUUGGGCGGCUUCAAGCAAAAUUCAAAUCUACAUUGAAGAAUUUAGAAGACUUUCAAGCAAAAAAUUCAGAGUUUGUAUUUAACACAGAUGCAGUUAUGACAUAUAUGCCACAAGACUUUAGGGGUACAAUAAUCAGGCAACAAAGAGAGCGCUCAGAGAGAAACAAACAGGCUGAAGUUGAUGCUUUGAUUAACUCUGGUGGGAGUAUCCGUGAUAAAUAUGCUUUGCUAUGGCGACAACAGAUGGAUCGAAGGAGACAAUUAGCUGAGCUUGGUUCCGCAACAGGAAUCUACAAGACUCUAGUGAAGUACUUGGUUGGUGUGCCAGAGGUUUUGUUGGAUUUUAUACGACAAAUAAAUGAUGAUCAGGGGCCAAUGGAGGAGCAACGACAACGUUAUGGGCCACCUCUGUAUAGCCUUACAAGAAUGGUGCAUAAUAUUCAUCUAUUUCUGUAUGUGCUGUGGCAGCAUCUCAAUUCCAGAACAUUGCAGAAAUAUGAAAUAACUAGCCUGGAAGAAGCAGCUGAUGUCUACACUUCUGAAUUUGAAAGAUAUAUCAAAUUUAUAGGGGAAGUCUUCUCAAAUUCCCCCUUUUUCAUUACUGCAGAAGAUGCUGGUACAAUGGAUUCCAGGAAAGCGGAUGACUAUAAGGAAAUAAAUGUGCCAGCUGGGGACAUUCAUGAGGUGUCUUUAACAGUCGAAUCGCUAAAUUCAUACAUUGCUUGGGAUUUCUUAGUGGUGCAGGGCAAAUUGAAUCAGGACAUUGGUUUCAGCGUAGAGUGCACAGAUCUUUCUGGGAGAAAAACAUUGAUCUUGCCUUACCGCAGAUAUGAGGCUGACCAAGGUAAUUUCUGCACAUGUGUAUCGGGGAACUACAAGCUCAUCUGGGACAAUUCAUAUUCAACAUUUUUCAGAAAGGUCUUGCGAUACAAGGUGGAUUGCAUUCCUCCUGUUGCGGAGUCGGCACUUGCAAAUGAUUGAUUGAUAGAUUACAAAGAUUUUACUCGGUGCAUGUACUUGCUUUUGUUUAAGUUGGUGCACUUUGGUGUAUCAUUUCAUGUUUUCCCAGUUAACCUGAAGAUCCCAUCGUACUACUAAGUUAAAAUCUGGAAACCAUGAUUUGCCUUUUUGUCAUGUCAGUUGUGUGCACUGUACCUAAACUUCUCCAUGUUAUUUUUUGGGACUAUUGUUUGUAGGGGAAAUUGAGAACUACAUGUAAGAUUUUUCUUGAUGAGAUUGUUACCCGCAGCAUUUUAAUCUCCA